ACAUUGCUCCCUCUUCCAAAUUUCCAGUUUCCUUAACCCCUGUACGCUGCUCCUUCCUCCACAAUUCUUAAAAAUUCUCAAACCCUAAUUUAUCUGGUACGGUCAUACUAAAACCCCAUGAAAACCCCAUUGACUAUCGUUCUAUUCUGUUACUCUCCUUUUUGAAGCUGUCCCUGCCCCCAAGACGCAGCUAUUUUUCUUCCGGGGGUCUCUUAAGGGAUUGCAUAGCCUCUUCCGGCAAUGGCUCUCCCUCCCCUUGAGUGUAUGUAUGUCGUUGAAAGCAAUCUUCGCGAAUGGAAGUCCGGAAACUCGAGCUUUAGGGUUCCCAACCCUGUCCCUGUGCUUCGCUUCCUUUACGAGCUUUGCUGGACCAUGGUUCGAGGUGAAUUGCCGUUCCAGAAGUGUAAAGCAGCAUUGGAUUCAGUAGAGUUCACGGGCAAAAUGUCUGCGGAGGAGUUAGGAUCGAGUUUUGCUGAUGUCAUUACCCAAUUGGCCCAAGAUAUCACAUUACCCGGAGAGUAUCGUGUUCGUCUUUUAAAAUUGGCUAAAUGGCUGGUUGAAUCUGCAUUUGUUCCAUUGAGGCUUUUUCAAGAACGGUGUGAGGAAGAAUUUUUAUGGGAGGCUGAAAUGAUAAAGAUUAAGGCGCAGGAAUUGAAAAGCAAAGAGGUCAGAGUAAAUACUCGUCUUCUUUAUCAGCAAACAAAGUUUAAUCUUCUGCGUGAAGAAAGCGAGGGCUAUGCCAAGUUGGUAACACUUCUUUGCCAUGUCACUGACGCUUCAAAUAACAAUUUGCCGGGUUCAACAAUUGGUAUUAUAAAGUCAUUGAUUGGGCAUUUUGAUUUGGACCCAAACCGUGUGUUUGACAUUGUCUUGGAGUGUUUUGAACUUCAGCCAGAAAAUAGUGUUUUUGUGGAGCUAAUUCCAAUAUUUCCCAAGUCUCAUGCUUCACAAAUCCUUGGGUUCAAAUUCCAAUAUUAUCAGCGCAUUGAAGUGAACUCGCCAGUGCCAGUUGGGCUUUAUAAACUUGCAGCUUUACUAGUGAAGGAAAAAUUUAUUGAUCUGGAUAGCAUAUAUGCACAUCUACUUCCUAAGGAGGAGGAGGCAUUUGAGCACUAUGAGUCCUUUUCUUCCAAACGACUUGAUGAGGCUAACAGAAUAGGUAAAAUAAAUCUUGCGGCAACGGGAAAAGAUCUAAUGGAUGAUGAGAAGCAAGGAGAUGUAAGCAUUGAUCUUUUUGCUGCUCUUGAUAUGGAAAGUGAGGCAGUCAAUGAAAGGUCUCCAGAGCUGGAAAAUAAUCAAACAUUGGGCUUGCUUACAGGAUUUCUUUCUGUGGGUGACUGGUAUCAUGCACAUGUACUGUUUAAUCGGCUUUUACCUCUCAAUCCAGUGGAACACCUUCCAAUCUGUAACUGUUUGUUUAGGUUCAUUGAAGAAUCGAUCUCCUCUGCGUACUCUAUUGUUCGUCAACAUUAUUAUCAGAGCUUUGGGACCUCUUCGGGAGCUAGCAUUGAUACCAGGAAUUUUCCGGUUGGUGGUUCUUUUAUAGAUCUUCCUAGGGAACUUUUUCAGAUGCUUGCAGCUGCUGGACCUUAUCUCUACCGUGAUACAAUUUUGCUGCAGAAGGUCUGUAGGGUGCUGAGAGGUUAUUAUAUGUCGGCAAUUGAGUUUGUCAACAGUGUGGAAAGUGGUUCAAAUCCUGAAUUUGUUCUGCAAGCUGGUAGCCGGGUUCCUCAUCUUCACUUGAAGGAAGCUAGAUUGAAAAUUGAGGAAGCUUUAGGAAUGUGUAUACUUCCUUCGUUACAGUUGAUACCUGCCAAUCCAGCUGUUGGUCAAGGAAUAUGGGAAGUAAUGAAUCUUCUUCCGUAUGAGGUGCGGUAUCGUUUAUAUGGUGAAUGGGAGAAAGAUGAUGAGAAGAUUCCAAUGGUUUUGGCUGCAAGGCAAACCGCAAAGUUGGACACACGGAGGAUUUUGAAGCGGUUGGCUAAGGAAAAUUUGAAGCAAUUGGGUAGGAUGGUUGCAAAACUUGCUCAUGCCAAUCCGUUGACUGUCCUUCGCACUAUAUUACACCAGAUUGAGGCAUAUAGGGAUAUGAUUACUCCUGUAGUAGAUGCAUUCAAGUAUCUGACUCAGCUUGAGUAUGACAUAUUAGAAUAUGUUGUGAUUGAACGUUUGGUGCAAGGAGGGCGUGAUAAGUUGAAGGAUGAUGGCCUUAAUCUGUCAGAUUGGCUCCAGUCAUUAGCUUCAUUUUGGGGUCACCUGUGUAAGAAGUACCCAUCUAUGGAGCUAAGGGGUUUGUUUCAGUAUCUCAUUAAUCAGUUGAAAAAAGGUCAAGGAAUUGAACUUGUUCUCCUGCAGGAACUUGUUCAACAAAUGGCCAAUGUCCAAUACACAGAAAACCUAACUGAGGAACAGUUGGAUGCUAUGGCAGGAAGUGAGACACUUCGUUAUCAAGCAACUUCUUUUGGGGUUACUCGAAAUAACAAGGCGUUGAUCAAGUCAAGCAACAGACUGCGUGACUCCUUGCUUUCUAAGGAUGAACCAAAAUUGGCAGUCCCUCUCUUGCUACUUAUUUCUCAACACCGUUCAGUGGUUGUCAUAAAUGCAAAUGCUCCUUAUAUUAAGAUGGUCAGUGAACAAUUUGAUAGAUGUCAUGGAACUCUGCUUCAAUAUGUGGAAUUUCUUAGUAGUGCAGUUACGCCUGCAUCAGCUUAUGCUCAGUUGAUUCCCUCUCUCAAUGAGCUUGCCCAGCUUUAUCACCUAGAUCCCGAGGUUGCUUUCCUGAUAUAUCGACCAAUAAUGAGGUUAUUUAAGUGUCAAGGUGGUUCAGAUAUCUUCUGGCCACUGGAUGGCAAUGAUGCAAAUGUUGCAAGCAAUAAUUCUGAUUCGGAAUCAGCAGAAUGUUCUGCAGACGUUGUUUUGGAACUUGGUUCUUCACGGAAACCUGUGAGGUGGUCAGAUCUCCUCGAUGCUGUAAAGUCUAUGUUACCUCCAAAAGCUUGGAAUAGCUUGUCUCCAGAUCUCUAUACUACAUUUUGGGGUCUCACGCUCUAUGAUCUUUAUGUUCCUCAGAGUAGAUAUGAAUCUGAAAUUGCUAAGCAGCAUUCUGCUCUUAAAGCUUUAGAAGAGCUUUCUGAUAACUCAAGUUCUGCAAUCAAUAAAAGGAAGAAAGACAAAGAAAGAAUUCAAGAAUCUCUUGAUCGCUUGUCCAAUGAACUAAAUAAGCAUGAAGAAAAUGUUGCUUCUGUACGCAGACGACUUUCUCGUGAAAAGGAUAAAUGGUUGAGCUCCUGCCCUGAUACUUUGAAAAUUAACAUGGAGUUCCUUCAGCGAUGUAUUUUUCCCCGCUGUACAUUCAGUAUGCCUGAUGCUGUCUAUUGUGCUAUGUUUGUGCACACUCUUCAUUCCCUUGGAACACCAUUUUUCAAUACAGUCAACCAUAUUGAUGUUUUGAUAUGUAAAACCUUGCAACCCAUGAUAUGCUGCUGCACGGAAUACGAAGCAGGCAGGCUUGGAAGGUUUUUAUAUGAGACACUAAAGAUAGCUUAUUAUUGGAAGAGUGAUGAAUCCAUUUAUGAACGUGAAUGUGGAAAUAUGCCUGGAUUCGCUGUCUAUUAUAGGUAUCCAAACAGUCAAAGAGUAACGUACGGCCAGUUCAUCAAGGUUCAUUGGAAGUGGAGUCAAAGAAUUACACGAUUACUCAUACAAUGCUUGGAAUCUACAGAGUACAUGGAAAUUAGAAAUGCUCUUAUAAUGUUGACAAAAAUUUCCAACGUUUUUCCCGUCACAAGAAAAAGCGGAAUCAACCUUGAGAAAAGGGUCGCUAAGAUCAAAAGUGAUGAAAGAGAAGAUCUGAAGGUGUUAGCUACUGGUGUUGCCGCAGCCUUGGCUGCUAGAAAGCCUUCAUGGGUUACAGAUGAAGAAUUUGGCAUGGGUUAUCUUGAAUUAAAGACUGCACCUUCUCUUGCAUCAAAGUCUUCAGCUAGUAAUUUAGCUGCCAGCCAAAGUAAUUCCAUUUAUUCUUCCCAAAAUGAACAUGGUGGAGGAAAGCCUACUGCCGUCCCAAGUUCAGAUUCUGGAAAUAUGGCCAAAGACCAUUCAUUGAGGUCACGAACUUCCGACGUGAGGACGGAUAAAAUAGAUGGUUUUUCUGUUCCAAAAUCUGAACUAGGGCAUGGGAAACUCAAAGGCACUUCAUUGAACGGACCAGAUUCCCAAUCACUUGUGCCCUCAACUUCUGUGCAUUCAGGAUCGUCAAGAGUUGUGGAAGGUCAAAAACCAGGUGAUGACUUAAGUAGGACUUCGAAUGAAGGCUCAUCAAAAGUUAUUUUCAAGACCUCUUCUGAAUCCGAGCAGUUGAGAGUUUCAGCAAAACGAAACGCACCUGCUGGGAUUCUUAGUAAAGCACCAAAACAAGAUACCACGAAAGAUGAGAUUAGAUCUGGAAAAGCUGCUAGCAAGAAUCAUGGGUCUUCCACAAGUGAUCGGGAUCUUCCAAUUCAUGCAACGGAUGGUGGUAGGCAUGGAAGUUCUUAUAAAACUUCUUCAGUUAUGCCAAAUGACUAUACGCAAAGUUCAUUAACUAGAGGCUUGUCCUCAUCAUUAAAAGCUUCAGAUGGUCACGCUAUUGAAUUGAAGGCAGAGAGUGGAGUAGGGAGGACUUCUGAUAGUAGGGCUUCGUCAGUAAAGGAAAAUGGUACUGAAGCUCUUGAAGUUGCAAAAUCCUCUUCUUCCAGACUUGCUCAUUCUCCCAGACAUGAUAAUUCUGCUAGUGGUUCUAGGUCUAGUGAUAAACUGCCUAAAAGAGCUAGUCCUGCUGAAGAACCAGACAGACAAGGUAAACGUCGGAAAGGAGAUGGUGAAAGUAGAGAUGUAGAUGGGGAUUUUCGUAACCCUGACAAAGAUAGAUCCAUAGACACACGAUCUGUAGAUGCUGAUAAAAUAGGAAUGGAUGAACAAAGUGGUUACAGAGGUUCAGAUAAACCUCUGGAUAGAACAAAAGAUAAGGUAAAUGAAAGAUACGAUAGGGACUACAAAGAUCGGGCAGAGCGUUCUGAGAAAUCCCGUGGAGAUGAUCCAUCAGUAGAAAAAACAAGAGACAGAUCAAUAGAAAGAUAUGGAAGAGAACGCUCGGUUGAGAAAGUGGAAAGAGUUUCUGAUAGGUAUCCUGACAAAUCUAAGGAUGAAAGAGAUAAAGAUGAUAGGAGUAAGUUACGAUAUAAUGAUACAGCUACAGAAAAGUCUCAUGUUGAUGAUCGGUUCCACAGACAGAGCUUGCCUCCUCCCCCUCCCUUGCCUCCUCACGCGGUCCCUCAAUCUGUUAAUAGUGGGAGAAGAGAAGAAGAUGCAGAUAGAAGGUUUGGAACUACUAGACACAGUCAAAGGCUUUCUCCUAGACACGAAGAGAAGGAACGGAGACAAUCAGAGGAAAAUUUAAUUUCACAGGAUGAUACAAAACGCAGAAGAGAGGAGGAAUUUCGAGAAAGAAAGAGAGAAGAGAGAGAGGUGGGGAUAUCAUUGAAGGUGGAUGAUAGGGAGAGGGAAAGGGAGAGGGACAAGGCAAACCUUUUGAAGGAGGACAUGGACGCUGCUGCUGCCUCCAAGAGGCGAAAACUUAAAAGGGAGCAUCUGUCAUUGGCAGAGGCUGGUGAGUAUUCUCCUGUUGGCGCACCGCCAUCUCUGGUUGGUGGUGGCGUGUCUCAAUCUUAUGAUGGACGAGAAAGAGGAGACAGGAAGGGUGUAAUGAUGCAACGUGCCAGUUACUUGGAUGAUCCAGGCUUGAGAAUUCAUGGUAAAGAAGUUGUCAACAAGAUGACCAGACGUGAAGCCGAUUUAAUGUACGAUCGGGAAUGGGAUGAUGAUAAAAGAAUGAGGGCGGACCAAAAGCGGAGGCACCGGAAAUAAGCUCGAUCAGCGCCUUCUAACUAGCAUACAGUUGAUCGUUCUACUCAUCAUGAAGUAAAACUGCAAACAUGAUAUCUAAGCUGCCCACAGGGAGGGGAACAUUCAUCCGAUCAUCUUGUAAAAACUGAUUCAUAAACGAGAAGGGAGACUGUUGUAGUAGAGGGGACAAACGCCCGGUCCUCCUGUAGUGACGACCAACUCAUAAUUGAACGGGAUGGGACAUUGGAGUGGAUUUCUGCUGCUGAGAACUAUUGUAACUUGUUUAAAACUCAGGUUAGGAAAAAGUUGUAUUACAUUCUUAGCCCCACACUGAGUACAUUUGUGUAAGCCAUUAGUGAGUAUGAGAGUUCUUCAAUAAGUGUGAUUAUGGGGCCUUUUCCCUACAUGUUUCCUUGUAGUUUCCCUGUUCUGUUUGCUAGAAAAUUUUCACCCCUAAUUUAGACGAGGGUGCUAUUGAAUCAAAUCUCUCGCGAGUUUCAUACUCA
Molecule: messenger RNA, 6386 nt
Organism: Cucurbita pepo subsp. pepo (vegetable marrow)
Lineage: Eukaryota; Viridiplantae; Streptophyta; Magnoliopsida; Cucurbitales; Cucurbitaceae
Product: THO complex subunit 2
Biological process (GO): mRNA processing; mRNA export from nucleus
Cellular component (GO): THO complex part of transcription export complex
Molecular function (GO): mRNA binding
Source: RefSeq, a predicted model, not a curated record